AUGGGACGUUCUUCAUCCGGUGGUGGAAAAGGACGUGUGACUCCUCAGAAAGUCAAGAGCAAUUUGAGUUCAACAAUUGUGAAAAAUCUAUUUUCAACAAAAGAUGAAAACAAUGGAAAGGCAAGAUCGUCAUACGAAGAUGCCAAAGAAAGAGUGAUUGACUAUAUCCAAGCUUCUGGAAUGAAAUGUUCCGAAGACAUGGUGAAAUCAAUUCAAGAUGGAAAGUCGAUCAACUUCAAUGCAAUCGCUCCAAGAUUGAACGCUCCAACUCAAACUGAAGCUGUUGCAAGAGAAACAGAGAUGGCCCAAAACAAGAUUCUCUAUUCUGCAAAGCUCGACGAGAACAUGCAAAGAUCAGCCUACUUUGAGACAAACAAGAGAACCGUCAAAUCAAACAUCAUGCUGAAGUUUGCGACAAAGGCGAUGGAUAUCAAGCUUCGAGGUGAAGCCGAUUUCAGGACUACUGUUGAAGAUCCGAUCAAACUCUUGAAACGUAUUGAACGAUUCAUGAAGAAGAGUGCUGAUGCUGAAUAUGAUUUCUUGGAUUUCUGGGAAGCAAAUCAAAAGUUCUUUGCUAUGAAGCAAGGAACAACCAAAAACUUGAUGCAUUUCAAGGAACGAUUCUUGAGACAGGCUGAAGUCCUGCAAGAUCUAUAUGGCAUGGCCUGGUUCCGAAAUUUUGCAGUCAAGAUGAAAGCGUAUUUGCUAUUGCUAGCACUGAUACUGCUGCUCAAAACAAGUUCAAGGAUGAUAUCUUUGAAGCCGUUCUUGCAACAGGAUUUCUAUGCAACAGCAAUCGAACGAGAACAGCUCCUCUGA
This is a messenger RNA of Cylindrotheca closterium, 819 nucleotides long. The record is from the annotation of a GenBank genome assembly. NCBI's taxonomy places the organism in Eukaryota, Bacillariophyta, Bacillariophyceae, Bacillariales, Bacillariaceae.